Messenger RNA from Pungitius pungitius (ninespine stickleback), 3139 nucleotides. RefSeq names its product ankyrin repeat and sterile alpha motif domain containing 3 (gene anks3). NCBI's taxonomy places the organism in Eukaryota, Metazoa, Chordata, Actinopteri, Perciformes, Gasterosteidae. The transcript has 16 exons. Gene Ontology annotation, cellular component: cilium. Gene Ontology annotation, molecular function: protein binding. The record is from RefSeq and is a predicted model, not a curated record. Bases 583 to 2475 code for a protein of 630 amino acids.
UGUGUGAAAGUAUAAUGUUUUUCCUCAGCAGCAGCUACUAUUUCAUUCUACAGGUGUGUUGUUAGGUGAAGGUCAGAGCAGUUACAGAAUGUUGCUUGGUAACGAUUGCUUUUAUACACAUACACACCUUUUGAAGGUUUAAUUAAGUCAGUUUAAAUGUACAUUUUUAUUCAUAAAAAACAUUUAGUAGUUAUUUUAUGUAAUUUGUCACGUCAUCUAAGUAUUACAGUGCUGUACCUGAACCUUUCAGGAGCUAAAAAUAAAGAAUAAACGGUUUCUACUUCAAUAUGACCGUAUUAGUACACAACCUGUUCAAAAAGUUUAGUAGUGACGUCACCAUUUAAAGAGGAAAAAUUAGGGGGGUGAUUCCACACGAGCCCAUUUGAGCGUGACACACUAAACAGGAAGUCGUCAACCGUUGGGAAAACAAACUUAACAGUACCUGUAAGUUAAGUUUUUAACACCAGAAGUUCGCCCAUAUUCUAACUUAUUGGUUGGUUAAGUGUUGUCAUGUUAAUUCGUUUUAUCUGAGGAUUAUUAUGUAAUUAGGUGUGUGGCGGGACGAGCGAAGAGGAAGAAGCGAUGUCCGAGCUAAGUGACGAGGCCAGCGAGUCGGAGCAACUGGGGGCCAGCCUGUCCCUGUGGCUGGGGGAGUCCCUGGUGAGACUCGAGGAGCUGCACGUCCCCCUGGACCUCCACACCGCCUCCUCCAUCGGCCAGUAUGACGUGGUGGCGGAAUGUAUUAAAAAGCGUGAGGUGGAUCUGAAUGGCAAGAACAUUGGAGGAUGGACCCCACUGAUGUACGCAUCUUACAUCGGCCACGACAACAUCGCAAAUCUCCUGCUGGAGGCCGGCGUGGACGUAAAUGCGACCACUGACAAAGGACUGACCCCUUUGAUGCUGGCAGCAAGCUGCGGGAAUGAAAGCAUCGCAUACUUUCUGCUUCAGCACGGUGCUGAGUUGGAGCUGAAGGACUCCCAAGGCUGGACCGCUCUGUUCCACUGCACGAGCACAGGGCACCAGCAGAUGGUCCGGUUCCUGCUGGAUAACAAUGCCGACGCCAAUGUCAAGGAGCCGGGGUCCGGGUUCACGACCCUGAUGGAGGCUGCUGCUUCGGGACAUGAAAUCAUCGUUCAGUACCUGCUCGAUCAUAAAGUCAAGGUGGACGAGCGUAGCAGUAAAGGAGAGACGGCCCGCGCCCUGGCCAUGUUGUACGGCUUCACCAAGAUCGUCAGCCUCAUCGACUCCUCGUCUCCGAGGAACAAACUAGCACAUUUUGAAGACCUGAGCUCCUCCGAGGACUCGGACAGCGCACCCCGGCGAGCUAGGCCCGGUCGGAACCGAGUUAAAGGGGUUAGCAUCCACGACGGGCCGCAGGCCAUUGCCAAGUUUCGAGUGGGAGGCACCAGCAAAACAUCUGAGCCUCGUGCAGCGCCUCAGAGCUUCAAGACGAUUGGCGGCGCCGGUGAACAGAGUGAAGGAAUCUGCUAUCGCGAUGUGACCUCGCCCAUAAACGAGCUGGACGGCCAGAGCAACAGCAGCAGAGAUGACAGUCCGUUCUUUGAAAACAACAUGCCCACCAUGAGGAGGAGCAGCAGCAGUAGCAGCGAAAGCCUCCCCCAUGUGAUCGGCCUCAAAUGGGAAGGCUCGGUGGAGAGCAACGAGGACUCGGACCCGUGCAAAAAGAGCAGCUCUCGCCGGCUGAACAAGGGCCAUCACUCCAAAGGCAAGGGUCGCCACGGAAGCAACAACAACGCAUCGCACUCGAGUGGUACCGGUGGGAAGCUCUCCCAUGGGGCUCUUCCACCCUCUUACGCCGGUCCAAAGGAUCUGGCGGAGUUUUUGGAACAAAUUGGCUUUUCCAAGUACCUCCCGGUUCUUGAAGAGCAAGACAUCGACCUGCGGAUAUUUCUCACUCUGACCGAGAAUGAUCUCAAAGAAAUCGGGAUCACACUGUUUGGACCCAAGAGAAAGAUGACCUCGGCUAUAGCGAGGUGGCACAGCAACGCGCGACCACCCGGCGACGCUCUGGAGCAGGCCUACGCCGACCAGCUGGAGGCGGAGAUGCAGGAGAUGGCCAUUCAGCUCCACAAACACUGCGAGGAGGCGGAGAGCCUGCAGAGCCAAGUGUCCCAGGAGAAGGAGCUGCGCGCGGUGAUGGAGGGGUGUCUGAUGGAGGACAAGAUGGCGUGGAGCAGGGUCCACGCCGAGCUGGUGGAGAACCACCGGCUGGCGCAGGAGAUGAGCGCCACGCUGGCCAAGUCCAGGGCCUGCAGCGCCGAGCUGCUCCUCCGCUGUCUCGCUGCCGACGGAGCAGAGGGCGACACGGCUGGUGGGAGCGCCGGCGUUGCAGAGUUACUUAAGAAGAUGGCUUCUCAUGAGGAAGAACUGGCGGAGACCCUCCACACGGUGCUUCACAGUCUGAGGCGACUCAGUGCCCCCGAAAAAGUCUCCGAUAGCUGGGAACGGCCUUAACGCCCACAGGCUUCUCGCCAACAUCCGACGGAGGGUGAUACAACCGCCCUGAACAAUCUCACUGGAACGAAGAGGUGGCCGAAGGCGAGGUCCGUCCCGCCGAGGAGGGAAAUCAGCUGACCCGCUGCUCCUCCCGGAUUGGCCGAUGGACCCGAGCGCGCCGGACAAGGCCGACGGCAUCUGCUGCAGCAGCGGAGAGCCCGGUUUGUAGAGGAGACGGCACCAACCGGGUCAGAGGCUGUUAAACUGUGAAAUGUUUCUACAGCUGUACUGUACUCAAUAUGAAAUGAGCUUUAAGUUAUGUGCGUGCCACGAUCCGAAGAGAAAGUCACAGUUAAGACACUUUUCUGUUAUAUGAACUUUAUUUGUAUGCUGUCAUUUGAAAAUAAUGUCCUGCUGAAUGCAUUCCAGAAGUGUGUGAACUUCACCCGUUAAUCAUUUACAGCACUACACUAUUUGUAGCUUAUCAAAUGUGAUCCGUGUUACCCCCAAAUUGUCCCAUAUCUAGAAGAUGCCAGAUUGUCUUUGCUAUUAUUAAAAAGAAAAAAUGAAUUUAAAUGAUCAGUUGUAGAAAGUUUUUCAGAGGGAAAGUGCAGCACGCAUUAGGAAAACAGUUAAAUGAUUUAGGACAGUUAUUUCUUUACUUAUUAAACCUUUAAUUGGU